Molecule: messenger RNA, 1041 nt
Organism: Coffea arabica (coffee)
Lineage: Eukaryota; Viridiplantae; Streptophyta; Magnoliopsida; Gentianales; Rubiaceae
Source: RefSeq, a predicted model, not a curated record
AUGACCUUUUAUAGGUUUCAUCGUAAGGAUGUAUUGGACUUGCAGUGGUCCACUGAUGGUACAUUUCUUAUUCCUGGAUCUGUUGACAGCACUUGUAUCAUAUGGGAUGUGAAUAAAGGUUCUGUGCAUCAAAUUUUAGAUGGCCAUUCUCAUUAUGUCCAAGGUGUUGCAUGGGAUCCAUUAGCUAAGUUUUUAGCUUCGCUCAGCUCAGAUAGAACCUGUAGGAUUUAUGUCAACAAGCCAUCUAAAACAAAAGGAAAUGAUAGGAUGAACUACAUUUGUCAGUAUGUCAUAUCAAGGUUGGAACCACAGACUACAGAUGAAUCCAAGACAGCUAAAAAUCACCUCUUCCAUGAUGAGACACUGCCAUCUUUUUUCCGAAGAUUAGCUUGGUCUCCUGAUGGAUCAUUCUUACUUGUGCCUGCAGGUUCUUUCAAACAUACACCAUCUUCUGAAUUAGUAAAUGCUGCAUAUAUCCUUUCUAGAAAUGAUCUUGCUAGACCUGCUUUGACGCUUCCUGGUGCCAGCAAACCUGUUGUGGCAGUGCGGUUCUGCCCUGUGAGAUUUAGCUUGCGAGGAUUAAAGUCAUCUGACUUCUUUAGGCUCCCUUAUCGCCUUAUCUUUGCGCUGGCCACUUUGAACUCUUUAUAUAUCUAUGAUACGGAGGGUAUUGAACCAAUAGCAAUCCUGGCUGGACUUCAUUAUGCAGCUAUAACUGACAUUGCCUGGUCACCAAAUGGCAAAUAUUUGGCAUUGUCCUCACAAGAUGGCUAUUGUACUCUCCUAGAAUUUCAAAAUCAGGAGCUGGGAUCAUCGGUCCCUGUUUCAGAAGAGAGAAACAUCGUGGAUGACCGUAAAACUCUGCAGCAGGCGCAAGGGGCUUCUUUCACAAAAACUGAGCCUGACAACAGCCUUGAUGGUGCAGAAAGUGAGAAGGCUGAAGCUCAUAAUGACGAAAAGCAAGCUUCCACAGCUACAUUGGCCACUCCCACAGCAAAUAAGCCAGCCAAAAGGCGUAUAACUCCUAUUGUCAUUGACUGA